AUGGCGCCAAGAAGUGAGACAGUAACACAGAUAGAACCCGUCAACUCAGCAGAAAAGAAGUCUUCCGAAAGUACUCAAAAACGCCCAGCACCGCAAAUCGUCUGGAAGAAUGUUUAUUUCAUGGCGGUACUACAUCUGCUGGCAUUAUACGGCAUUUAUCUUCUACCCGGUGCAAAUCCGCGGACUUGGUUAUGGACUUGGUUGUGUCAUUUCCUUGGAGGGCUCGGUGUAACUUGUGGAGUACAUAGACUUUGGUCUCACCGAUCUUACAAGGCUACGUGGCCUCUACGACUCGCGCUCAUGUUCAUGAAUUGUGUCGCCGGGCAAAAUGACAUUUUUGAGUGGGCGAGAGACCAUCGGGUUCAUCACAAGUGUUCUGAAUCCGACGGAGACCCGCACAACGCGAAAAGAGGAUUUUUUUUCGCACAUAUUGGAUGGUUAAUGGUCAAAAAGCACCCAGAUGUGAUAAAGAAAGGGCAGCAGUUGGAUGUUAGCGAUUUGUAUGAAGACAAAAUCGUUAUGUUUCAGAGGAGGUAGUAAGACCAAUUUAAAUGUGUUUUAAGAGCUUAAUUAUUUAUGUUGUUAGUAUAUCCACCUGCUGUUGAUAACAACUACCCACCCUUCUCCCUGCAAGGUUAAAAAUAUAAUUGGCAGAAGAACAAGAGCGUCAGGAAAACUAAGGGGAGCUUUAAGUGUUUCUAUGCACUAUUAUAUUAUAAGUCCUAUUACGUUACAUAAACUUUUUCACUGUUGUGUAAAAGUACCCCUCCUCAUGUCUAGGAGCAGAUAGUGACAUUUAAGGGGCUGGUCAUUUAUUACCUGUUGUGGGGGUGGUGGGUAGGGGUCAUUUGUGAGAAAACUUAGAAGAUUUUCAAACCGACCCCCAAUUUAUCCUAGCUUUUUAAAAAUGACCCCCCAUAAAUUUUAAAAUAAUGUGAAAGUGACCACCCAUCAGACUGUGGUGGAAACUACAAAUAUUCUGUUACAAAUCAUGCCAAAGUUCACCACAUACGUUAUCUAUAGAACGGUGUUUACUACUUACAGCUGCUGCAUUCAAUUUCAAUUCAUGCUCGUUACUGCUUUGAGCUACUUUCAUGAAAUUGAUUAUGACCCCCAGGUAAUACUCCCUUAUCAGAAAAUGGCCCUGCCCCCCCCCCCCCCCCAAAAAAAAACCACCAAAAAAAUAAAAAACAAACCCCCACACAACAACCACCACCCCCCCACCCCAGAAAAACCAGCACCACCGCAAGGGAAAGGAGAACGGAAGCGCACCCGGGGGGGGCAGAGAGAGGAACACAGGGGGAGCGGGGGCGAGAAAAANCGGCCCCGCCUCACAGGUAAAAAGUGACCAGCCCCUGAAGGUUUAUGUUGGUGUUGAUUUAACAUGAGGCUUUUGUUGUUGCUUGAGAUAGCUAAGUUGAAAGGAGUACCAAAAAAAGUCCUAACAAAUAACUUAAAGGAAGAUUGUUAGAUUUACUAAAUGUUUUUCUUUACCUUAUUCCAGG
Molecule: messenger RNA, 1505 nt
Organism: Porites evermanni
Lineage: Eukaryota; Metazoa; Cnidaria; Anthozoa; Scleractinia; Poritidae
Source: the annotation of a GenBank genome assembly